GGCCCAGGAUGUGCCUCUUCACUCUGCAGUUGGUGCCAGAACUCUCCAUCUUUCACGAAAGAAAAUGUCUAUGCAAGUCGAGCACCCUGCUGCUGGUUACAAGAAACUGUUCGAAACCGUGGAGGAGCUGUCCUCGCCACUGACAGCUCACGUCACAGGCAGGAUCCCCCUGUGGCUCGCCGGCAGCCUCCUACGAUGCGGGCCAGGGCUCUUUGAAGUUGGAUCCGAGCCAUUUUACCACCUGUUUGAUGGGCAGGCCCUCCUGCACAAGUUCGACUUCAAAGAAGGACACGUCACGUACCACAGAAGGUUCAUUCGCACCGAUGCCUACGUCCGGGCAAUGACCGAGAAAAGGAUUGUUAUCACGGAAUUUGGCACCUGCGCCUUCCCGGAUCCCUGCAGGAAUAUAUUUUCCAGGUUUUUUUCUUACUUCCGAGGAGUGGAGGUUACUGACAAUGCCCUUGUUAACAUCUACCCAGUGGGGGAAGAUUACUACGCCUGCACGGAGACCAACUUCAUCACAAGGAUUAAUCCGGAGACCCUGGAGACGAUUAAGCAGGUCGAUCUUUGCAACUACGUCUCUGUCAAUGGAGCCACUGCUCACCCCCACAUCGAAAGCGAUGGAACUGUUUACAACAUCGGUAACUGCUUUGGGAAAAAUUUUUCGAUUGCCUACAAUAUUGUAAAGAUCCCUCCACUACAGGCAGACAAGGAAGAUCCCAUAAGCAAGUCUGAGGUUGUUGUCCAGUUUCCCUGCAGUGACCGGUUCAAGCCAUCCUAUGUCCACAGUUUCGGUCUGACCCCCAACUACAUCGUUUUUGUGGAGACACCAGUCAAAAUCAACCUGUUCAAGUUCCUUUCCUCCUGGAGUCUUUGGGGAGCCAACUACAUGGAUUGUUUCGAGUCCAAUGAAAGGAUGGGUGUUUGGCUUCAUGUUGCUGACAAAAAAAGGAGGAAGUACAUCAAUAAUAAAUACCGGGCGUCUCCCUUCAACCUCUUCCAUCACAUCAACACCUACGAAGACAGUGGGUUUCUGAUUGUGGAUCUCUGUUGUUGGAAAGGAUUUGAAUUUGUUUAUAAUUACUUAUAUUUAGCCAAUUUACGUGGGAACUGGGAAGAGGUGAAAAAAAGUGCCAGAAAGGCUCCCCAGCCUGAAGUGAGGAGAUAUGUCCUUCCCCUGAGCAUGGACAAGGCUGACACAGGCAAGAAUUUAGUCACGCUCCCCCACACUACAGCCACUGCAGUCCUGUGCAGUGAUGACACCAUCUGGCUGGAGCCCGAGGUUCUCUUCUCAGGGCCUCGCCAAGCUUUUGAGUUUCCUCAGAUCAAUUACCAGAAGUAUGGAGGGAGACCUUACACAUACGCGUACGGACUCGGCUUGAAUCACUUUGUUCCAGACAGGCUCUGUAAAUUGAACGUCAGAACAAAAGAAACUUGGGUGUGGCAAGAGCCCGAUUCCUACCCAUCGGAGCCCAUCUUUGUGUCACACCCAGAUGCCUUGGAAGAGGAUGACGGUGUGAUUCUGAGUGUGGUGGUGAGCCCUGGUCCGGGGCAGAAGCCUGCCUACCUCCUGGUCCUGAAUGCCAAGGACUUGAGUGAAGUCGCCCGGGCUGAAGUGGAGAUCAACAUCCCUGUCACCUUUCACGGACUGUUCAAAAAAUCCUGAGCAUAUUCUUCUAACAAGAUGAGUUUUUGGUGACACACCGAAAACACAGGGUUCAGGUCUACAAUCAAAUUCUGUUCAAUUUCAGCCUGGCCUUAACUUCCAGACGGGCACCAUUUGUCCGUGUUUUACAGACAGCACUGAGUUCAGCAAGCAAUUCCUUAAAAAAAGUCCAUCCUCGGAUGCUCACACUUCCUCUGGAGACUCUGUAUGUGCUUAGCAAUCAAAUAGGAAAGGAAUGUGGACGUACAAACAACUUUUAUUUCUAUUAUAAAAAUCACUUCAGGUACCUAUCUGCUCCAAUUAUUUUUUUAACAUUUAAAAACCAAAGUCCU
Messenger RNA from Nycticebus coucang (slow loris), 1998 nucleotides. It is a transcript of the gene RPE65, whose product is annotated as retinoid isomerohydrolase RPE65. The record is from RefSeq and is a predicted model, not a curated record. Gene Ontology annotation, molecular function: beta-carotene 15,15'-dioxygenase activity; retinol isomerase activity; all-trans-retinyl-ester hydrolase, 11-cis retinol forming activity. The transcript has 14 exons. NCBI's taxonomy places the organism in Eukaryota, Metazoa, Chordata, Mammalia, Primates, Lorisidae. Gene Ontology annotation, biological process: retinal metabolic process; zeaxanthin biosynthetic process. The coding region runs from base 65 to 1666 and encodes 533 amino acids.